Messenger RNA from Ogataea parapolymorpha DL-1, 2427 nucleotides. RefSeq lists its product as uncharacterized. The coding region runs from base 1 to 2427 and encodes 808 amino acids. Gene Ontology annotation, biological process: protein transport to vacuole involved in ubiquitin-dependent protein catabolic process via the multivesicular body sorting pathway. Gene Ontology annotation, molecular function: protein binding. The transcript has a single exon. Gene Ontology annotation, cellular component: endosome. The record is from RefSeq and is a predicted model, not a curated record. Lineage: Eukaryota; Fungi; Ascomycota; Pichiomycetes; Pichiales; Pichiaceae.
AUGCCCAAGUUUAUUUCUAUUCCCCUGAAAAAGACGAAACCUGUUGACUGGACAAAUCCUUUGAGCACUUAUAUUGGCCGUAUUUAUGGGAAAGCCAGUGAUUUCGAGCACGAAAUCGCCACUUUCAAUAAACUAAGGACAGACCUUAUCCACUGCGACGAGGACCCCAUUGGCAGAGAUCUAUACUAUAGAUAUUAUGGUCAGCUUGAGAUGCUAGAGCUGAGAAUUGCCGUGGACAUAUUGGGAAUUGAGUUCUGCUGGUACGACGCCUUUGUUCCUUCCGUUUCCCACAAGCAGCAUUCGCUGGCAUUUGAAAAGGCAAGUGUUUUAUUCAAUUUGGCGGGAAUAAUGUCACACCUGGCAGCCACAGCAGAUGAGUUGAAGGCCAGCUACGAAUGGUUCCAAAAAGCUAGCGGAGUUUAUCAGUACAUCCAGGAGAGCUUUUUGCACGCUCCGUCCGACGACCUUAGUGUUCAGAGCAUGCAGGCUCUUGCAAAAUUGAUGCUUGCUCAGGCACAAGAAGCUUUCUUAUUGCGAUACAUCGAGACCACAGAAGAGCCCAAACAGUCGCUUUUGGCCCGUUUGGCCAAAUCCACCGCGAAACUGUACGGCUCAGCAUCCGAGCUGAUUCAAAACGUCAAGACCAUGCAAUACAACUGGCACCAAUACACCAAAUUGAAAGAACUCUACUAUCUGUCGUACGCAAACUUCCAGCAGUCUCAGCUACUCAAAAGCUCCAAUAAAUAUGGCCAGGCCAUUGCCUACAUGAAGCUGGCUGAAGAGACGAUAAAGAAACAUAGCGGUUACAGCUCUUUAUUUGACCCUACUUUCAAGGAUAAACUCAAAGAACAUGCCAAAUUGGUGAGGUCAGAGUACGAAUUGCUAGAAAAGGACAACGAUUUCAUCUACCACGAUAUGGUUCCAAACGCAUCCACUUUACCGGAAAUCAAGCCGAUGGAUAGUGCUAAAGCAAUUGCUCUUGGUGACCAGAAAAUUUCAGAGAUCGUUGGCAAGGACUUGUUCGACAGAAUUGUUCCGUUGAAAGUUCACGAGCAGUCGAGCAUGUACUCUGAGGAGGUUGCCAAGCUACUUAGGGCCGAAAGCGAGAAAUGUGAGCUGGCUGAUCUUGAGCUCAACUCCACGCUCGAAUUCCUUCAGCUUCCAAAGUCGCUUGUCGACCUUCGUUUUUUGCUGGAGGAAACAAACAGCAAUGAAAGCAGCGAAGUUAAUUCAGACACCAUUGAUGCGCGAGUGGUACAAGGAGCAGCGGCCAUCAUGAACGAACCCGUGGACACUUCAAGGUCUGCAAAUCUCAGAGCACAGGUGCAAAGCAAUGUUGACACUUGUGACAGGCUUGUUGCUCAGGAAGCUCAAAAGUAUGACUCAAACAAAGCUAAACAUGGCACAGCGUGGGUUCAGGAGCAGUAUCCUGCUGCCCUGAUGAACCUGAAGCAAGAUCUCGCACGCGCAAAAAAAUCUCUGCUCGAUGCUAGCGAGACCGAUAAGAAGAUUGGUGCGAUUUACAACAAGAUCAAACCAGACAUUGAAAUUUUGAGCAAAGGUAUAUCUAGUGCGGAGGUGGCCCGUGAGUACAACAAAACUACCAAGGAGCCCGAAUCUUUGCUGGAUAUGGACGAUGAGCCAGUGAAUGUGGCCGGAUCGAGAGAAAAACUGACUAAAGUCGAUAACAAGCUGCAAGAGCUGAGAUACCUUCAGAAAGAAAGAUCCAAUACCUAUGAGGAUUUGAAGGAGAAAGCCCACAACGAUGAUAUCUCGAAGUCGUUGAUCAUGAAUCGGAAUACGGCCCAAAUAGAAGAGAUUUUUGAAGCUGAGCUGGCGAAGUUCCGACCAUAUCAGGAAAGAAUAGCUUUGACAGUUGAAAAACAGAUUCCAUUGAUCAACGAUCUGAAAAAAGCAAUGAACGAGGUGUUGGACGACUAUACGGUAAAAUGCAGACUCAAGAAGCGCGAGUCGUCAAAGAGCACUACACAGGCGGUUAACGCGCGGUUUCUCAAUUCUAUUGAGCAGUGGAAUACAUACAAAGGCGGCGUUGCUGAAGGCGAAGCCUUCUAUGAACGGUUGCUCACUUUUACCUCGAAUUUGCGAUUUGCACUUGAGAAACUGGUGAGUGAGCGUAGCAACGAGGCAGAUAAGCUUGUUCACCAGAUAGAGACAAACGGUCCACAGCGAGACCAGGACUUGCUGCGGCAGCAAUUUGAACGGUUCAGCUUGCAGAACCAGGCGCCUGCUGGACACUACGGCCAGCCAGGCAGUUUUGCCUCUUCGUUUUCUUCUCCAGCAGGAUCAUUUUCUAGUCCGUCGGCGGCGCCACCACUGCCUUCGAAGCCUACCACCAGCACAGAUUUCUAUAGCACUCCUUCUGCCUAUGAUCCGUCGCUCUAUUCGCAAUUCAACAGGAGAGUGUAA